Molecule: messenger RNA, 4020 nt
Organism: Emiliania huxleyi CCMP1516
Lineage: Eukaryota; Haptophyta; Isochrysidales; Noelaerhabdaceae
Exons: 11
Coding region: 1-4020 (1339 amino acids)
Biological process (GO): signal transduction
Source: RefSeq, a predicted model, not a curated record
AUGCUCGCCCUCGCUCUUCUCGCGACGCCCUCAACCGCCGCCUCUCGCCCCCGUCCGCGGCGCGGGGGGGCACUCACCGACACGCGCAACCGCACCGACUUCAGCAUCAAGCUCGAGACCGACGCGCCGACGCUCGCCCUCGCGGCGUCUGCCUCGCGCAAACCCAACAAGGCCGCGGGGCUCCUGCUCCACCAAGACCUCGCCUCCUUUGGCGAGGCCAAGACUGGCGACGCUUCGCUCGCCGACCCCGCCGUCAACUCCGUCGGUCUCACGUGCGGCAGCGGCGGCGCCCCUGUGUGGUGCGCGGAGCCGCCGCACCGGCAGCCGCUCACCGAGCUCUGCGUCUCCGAGGAUCCGAUCAAGGCCUCGGGCUCCACGAGCAACGAGACGGUCUGCACGACCGCCACGGCCCACUCCAAGGGCGAGGCCGACGAGACGGACACAAAGAACAAGCCUGACCCGGGCUCCACGACGGCGGACUACACGACCGCCACGGCCCACUCCAAGAUCGAGAUCGGGAUCGGUAAGACCUACCCGACUACCUCCAAGCUCAACAUCGGCGCCUACGCCGAGCUCGCCCCCUUAUUUGACGAGACUUCCGGCGCGAUCAAGAUCGGCGACCCCUCACUCGAGGAGAGCUUCACGACCGCCACGCCCCUCCCAGAGAUCGAUGUGGCCUCGCCGCUCUUUCUCCGCUCUUGUGCGGCCGUGCUGGCGCUGCUCCUCGCGGCGUGCCUUGAGCCGCUGGUCAAGAAGAAGAGGGUGGAGGGCCGCAGCCACGCAGCGAUCUCCGUACCCUUGCUCGCCAGCACGCGUGCUCUCCGAGUUAUUGGCAUUGUGAUCCUCUUCCUCCUGCAGGGCGUAUGCGGCACCCCAGCGGCACCGCCCGUCAACGUCAGCAGCCCGUGCUCGCUCACGAACGGCGGCUGGUGCGCCGCGUCGCCAAACUACCCGAACAGCUACGGCAACAGCGAGGAGUGCACCAUCAGCGGCGUGCCGCCGGUCGAGCUGGAGACGGUCGCCUUUGAUGUGGAGCGAUGCGGCAGCUGCGGUUGUGACUACCUCACCGUCAACGGCAUAACGUACUGCGGCACCUCGGGGCCGAGUGGUGCGGUGGCGGAGGACGGCGUCAUUAAGUGGCGAUCGGAUGGCUACAGCGAGGACCAGCUCCGCAACCUGAUCGAGGAGGCUACUGUUACUGCUGCCAACGUCUCCAUCUACCUGCCGCCCGGUGCAGAGUUCAAGCUGAGCAGCCAGAUCAGCUGCACCUCCACCAUCAAAGUGACCGUCGCGAGCAGCGGCGAGGGCGCGACGCUCGACGGCAAGGGAGAGACCAGGCUCUUUAAAUUGCGGGGCGGCUGCAGCCUCACCGUGCGGGGGCUGACCCUCGUCAACGGGAGGGCGGGCAGCGGCGGCGUUGUGUACGCAAACGGCGCAGGCGACGUCGAGAUCAUCGACUCGACCGUCAGGGACUGCUCGGCUCCUGGCGCUGUCGGCGGCGUCGUCAAUGCGUUUCGCAGCGGUGCGGUCUCGAUAACCAGAUCGACCGUGUCGGGCUGCUCUGCUCGAGUCGGCGGCGUCGUCAAUGCGUUUCGCAGCGGUGCGGUCUCGAUAACCAGCUCGAACGUGUCGGGCUGCUCUGCUGGCAGGACCGGCGGCAUCGUCUACUCGGUGGUCAGCGGCGCGGUCUCGAUAACCAGCUCGAACGUGUCGGGCUGCUCUGCUGGCAGGUCCGGCGGCGUCGUCUACGCGGAGGGCAGCGGCGCGGUCUCGAUAAUCGGCUCGACCGUGUCGGGCUGCUCUGCUCGAUCCGCGGUCGGCCUGCAGCCCAAGUUCAAGGUCGUCGUCAGCUUCUACCAGGUCGUCAGCAUCCUCGGCCUCGUCUACGGCGUCCGCCUCGACGAGCACUUUACGCGCUGGCUCGACGUGCUCAAGCUGUUCAGCCUGGACAUGUUUGGCGUCGCCAUCCCCGGCAGCUGCAUCGGAGCCAUGAGCACGCGGCUGCUUGUCGCGGGCACCUGGCCGUACGCCGCCGUCGCCUUCGUGUCGCUCGCCAUUGUGGUGGCGGCGGCGGUCCUCAACAACAAGCAGGCAUUCGACCGCCAGCUGCUUGGCCGCCUCCUUUACUGGGCGAUCUUCAUCUUCUACCUGGUGCUUCCCUCCGUCUCGCGCUCCAUCUUCAGCGCGAGGCUGUGCGAGUCCUUUCGCUACGACGACGCGACAGGCCAGCGCAUCAGCUUCCUGUUCGCCGACCCGUCGCUCACGUGCGACGCCGGCCCUACGUGGGAAGACGAGGCGAGCGGACUCGCACCGUACUUUUGGGCCUUCUUCGCCCUCUGGCCCGUCCUCGUGCCGCUCGGCUUCUUGGCGCUGCUGCUCCGCGUCCGCAAGCCCGUGGCUGCGCAGCGCGCAACGCCGCUCUCUCGCGCAACGAGCUUCCUGUGGCGGGACUACUCUGGCCGCUUCCUCUUCUGGGAGGUGCUCGACCUGGUCCGUAAGAUCUUCCUCACCUCGAUGGUCCUCUUCAUCGACCAGGAUUACGGCUCCCGCAAGCUGCUGCGCACCGUGGUCGCCGCCAUCGUCUCGGCCAUGUUUCUCGCUCUUCUCGCGCUCGCCCGACCUUACCGGCGCUCCGACGACCUCUGCCUCGCGUGCAUCGCCAACCUGCUCCUCACAUGCUGCUUCGCGUCGGGAGUGGUCAUCCAGCUGUGCGACACCACUAUGCACGACAUGUGCUACACCCUCGUUGGCUACAAGACCUCGCGCAGCGCCACCACCUUCGUCGUCGUCCUCACCGCGGUCAUGCUCGCUAUCUCGCUAGCCGUCAUCGUUGUAUUGGCGGUCAGCGCCUCGAGGGCGAAGACCAUGCGGCUCGCCUCUUCGAUGCGCGAGCCGAUGCGCGACGGCAUCACCCUCGCCGACGGCCAGGAGUGGCACCUCUUCCUUAGCCACGUCUGGAGCACGGGGCAGGACGCCGUCGCCGUCAUCAAGAACGAGCUGCAGCAGUUCCUGCCCGGCUGCGAGAUCUUCCUCGACGUCGACGACCUCAAGAACAUCGGAGAGCUGGAGGCGUGCAUUCGUCGCUCGCAGGUCGUGCUCUGCUUCCUGUCGCGGGGCUACCUGCGCUCGACGAACUGCCUGCGCGAGGUCCGCGCCGCGCUGGAGAUGGGCAAGCCGCUCGUGCUCGUCCACGAGGCAGACCCGGACAAGGGCGGAGGCACGCUCGCCGAGCUGCGAUCCGAGUGCCCCGAGGAGCUGCGGGCCGCCAUCUUUGACGCCGGCUGGCCGAUGGCGGUGUGGCAUCGGAUCGAGGCCUUCCAGCACGUCUCGCUCAAGGUCAUCGCCGAGGCGCUGCUGCUGAAGACGCCAAAGUUCGCGGGCGAGGACGAGCUGCCCCUGUGCAUCCCGGGCGAGGUCCGAGCCGACGACCUCGCCUUCCCCAAGCCGGUGGUUCUCUGGGCCUCGACUUUGAACGCCGGGGCGCGAGAUCUCGCCGAUGCGGUCGCGGCGGCCGUGGCGGGCGGCGUCUCGAUCACCGACGCAACGCCCUCGCGCCUCUCCUCGCUGCCUCGCUCGAGCGACAGCGGCGGCGGCGACGAGGCGACGCACAUGCUGCUUUACCUGAACAGGUCGACGUGGGCCGGCGAUGGCGGCGAUGCGCUCGCAGAGCAGGUGCGCGCCGCGCGCCGCGCCAGGCUGCCGAUCGUCAUGGCGCACGAGAACGACGCUCUCUGCGGCGGCUGCAUCUUUGGGCACUUUUUCGAGGUGACGCCGCGCGACCUGAUUGCCGAUGGGCUGUACUACGACCUCGCCGUCGGUUGCCACUCGGGCCCGCACCGGCAGGUGUCGCUCGCCCUCCUCGCACAGGCGCUCGGCGCGACCAAGCAGACGGCUCAGUCGCGCGUGCGCCGCGCCACCGCGCUCGCUCUAGCGAUCCGCGGCCCCUCUACACAAACGGAGCCGUCGAACGACGACGACGUUGUGGAAGCGUCAGCGACGCAGGACCGCCAGAUCGUCUGA